CACCAGCUUGCCAAAAAUGUUCAAACCCACAGAGACUGAGGGAUGCAUCGAGUCCCUGAUUGCCGUUUUCCAAAAGUACAGUGGGAAGGAUGGGAACAGCUGCCCACUCUCCAAAACGGAGUUCCUCACCUUCAUGAACACGGAGCUGGCCGCCUUCACGAAGAACCAGAAGGACCCUGGUGUCCUGGACCGCAUGAUGAAGAAGCUGGAUCUCAACAGUGAUGGGCAGCUAGAUUUCCAAGAGUUUCUCAACCUCAUUGGUGGCUUAGCCGUAGCAUGCCAUGAUUCCUUCCUCAUGAGUUCCCAGAAGCGUUUCUAACCUUCCCAUUUCCCUUCCAGCCACCAAGUCAUUACGUCCUCCCCCACCCACACCUGCACUGAG
Messenger RNA from Chionomys nivalis (European snow vole), 382 nucleotides. RefSeq names its product protein S100-A11. Gene Ontology annotation, biological process: regulation of cell population proliferation. NCBI's taxonomy places the organism in Eukaryota, Metazoa, Chordata, Mammalia, Rodentia, Cricetidae. The transcript has a single exon. The record is from RefSeq and is a predicted model, not a curated record. Gene Ontology annotation, molecular function: calcium ion binding; calcium-dependent protein binding. Bases 17 to 319 code for a protein of 100 amino acids. Gene Ontology annotation, cellular component: cytoplasm.